AUGGCGUCGAUGCAGAAAAGGUUACAGAAAGAGCUGUUGGCAUUACAGAAUGAUCCGCCUCCUGGGAUGACCCUGAAUGAGAGAAGCGUCCAGAACACAAUUACAGAAUGGUUUAUUGAUAUGGAGGGGGCCCCUGGUACUCUAUACGAAGGAGAGAAAUUUCAGCUCUUCUUCAAAUUCACCAGUCGAUAUCCUUUUGAUUCACCUCAGGUCAUGUUCACUGGUGACAAUAUACCUGUCCAUCCUCAUGUCUAUAGUAACGGUCACAUAUGUCUGUCCAUUCUCACUGAGGACUGGUCUCCUGCUCUGUCCGUACAGUCUGUCUGUCUAAGCAUCAUCAGCAUGCUGUCCAGCUGCAAAGAAAAGCGACGUCCGCCAGACAACUCCUUUUACGUUAGAACUUGCAAUAAAAACCCAAAGAAAACAAAAUGGUGGUAUCACGACGAUUCCUGUUAAUACUGUCUGGAAUUUUGACUUUGUGAAUGAGAAGAAACCCAUGGAGAGGAUGUAGACACUGUUUCAGUGCCCAGUCUGUGGGGGUACGUUCUCCGUUAACAGGCCUGCGCGACCACGUCGGGGAGAUAGGCGCGUUAAGCGUGCACUUCAGCUGGCUGAAACAAAAAAAAAACACAUAUUUAACACUACGAGAAUGUAAGGAACCGAAGACGGAUUGUUUUAAGGCAAGCUCGAGCUGUGUGU
Chanos chanos (milkfish) is the source of this 699-nucleotide messenger RNA. RefSeq names its product ubiquitin conjugating enzyme E2 Wa (gene ube2wa). NCBI's taxonomy places the organism in Eukaryota, Metazoa, Chordata, Actinopteri, Gonorynchiformes, Chanidae. Bases 1 to 456 code for a protein of 151 amino acids. The transcript has 6 exons. The record is from RefSeq and is a predicted model, not a curated record.